Messenger RNA from Rotaria sp. Silwood1, 1107 nucleotides. NCBI's taxonomy places the organism in Eukaryota, Metazoa, Rotifera, Eurotatoria, Philodinida, Philodinidae. The record is from the annotation of a GenBank genome assembly.
AUGGUUGAAAAUGAAUCUUUCAAUUAUGAUAGAUUAAAUCGUAGAAUAUCUCAAAUGAAUUCAUCAAUUAAUCCGAUUAAUAUAAGACAACGUACAAGUAUAGCAUGGAGUCGACAACGGCUUAUAACAAAAGAUGGAAAUAUUAAUUUUCGAAGAUUACAUAUUGGAAAUCGUAUUCGUUAUUUAAAAGAUAUUUUCACAUCAUUAUUAGAUUUACCAUGGAUAUGGAUAUUAUUUUUAUUUGUUUUUUGUUUUGUCAUAUCAUGGAUUUUAUUUGCUAUUAUUUGGUAUGUUAUUAUGAUUAUUCAUGGUGAUUUUUCAAAUAAAACAUUAAAUAUAACUGAUGAUAAUUAUAUUCCUUGUGUUGCUGGUGUUAAAUCAUUUAGUGGUGCACUUCUUUAUUCAAUAGAAACUCAACAAACAAUUGGUUAUGGAACUCGAGCAGUAACUGAAAAAUGUACAGCUGGAAUUAUUCUUGUAAUAACUCAAAGUUGUUUUGGUCUUUUAAUUCAAGCUUUAUGGGUUGGUCUUGUUUAUACAAAAUUAUCUCGUCCACGAAAACGUCGUCAAACAUUAAUCUGGUCACAACAAGCUGUCGUUUCACUUCGUGAUGGACUUUUAACAUUACAAUGUCGAUUAGGUGAUAUGCGUUAUAGAUCAACAUUAGUUGAAGCUCAUAUAAGAAUGUAUUAUGUUUCAAAACGUCAAACAAAAGAAAAUGAAAUAAUUCCACUUCAAUUAACUGAUAUGGAUGUAGGUUUUGAUGCUGGAAAAGAUAGAUUAUUUCUUAAUUGGCCACUUAUUAUUGAACAUAAAAUUGAUAUGCGAAGUCCAUUAUAUACAAUGGAUAAAACGACAAUUUAUACAGAAAAAUUUGAAAUUUUACUUGUUCUUGAAGGAAUUAUUGAACCAACUGGAAUGGUUACACAAGCUAAAACUUCUUAUCUACCUGAAGAAAUAAUUUGGGGAGCAAGAUUUGAAAGAAUGAUUCAUUUUGAUAAUCUUUGUUAUACUGUUGAUUAUUCAAAAUUUAAUUCAAUUAUUAAAGAUAAUUGUACAACUGAUUGUUCAGCUAAACAACUUCAAGAACAAAUCAAUAAUAAUUAA